Leptomonas pyrrhocoris is the source of this 1353-nucleotide messenger RNA. Its product is annotated as cysteine conjugate beta-lyase aminotransferase- like protein. The record is from RefSeq and is a predicted model, not a curated record. Gene Ontology annotation, biological process: biosynthetic process. The transcript has a single exon. Lineage: Eukaryota; Euglenozoa; Kinetoplastea; Trypanosomatida; Trypanosomatidae. Bases 109 to 1353 code for a protein of 414 amino acids. Gene Ontology annotation, cellular component: cytoplasm. Gene Ontology annotation, molecular function: pyridoxal phosphate binding; L-kynurenine:2-oxoglutarate transaminase activity.
GCACAGCGUAUCAGCAUUCAUUCACUCAGCAUCCACUAAUUUCCUUCGUUCUUUUUGAUUGUCAAUUACUCUGACUAUUACUAUUUUCUUUUUCUGCUGUUCUCCACAAUGUCCAAGUUUGCUAUCGCACAGCGCCUGAAAGGGCUACCGACAAACUCUAUUUGGGAGGAAAUGACUCCGUUGGCCAACAAACACAAAGCGAUCAAUCUUGGGCAAGGUUUCCCAAGCUUUGCCCCUCCUAAGUUUCUCCUCGAAGAGCUCGAGAAGGUGCUGGAAAAUAGUGAGCAAGCACCGCUUGCUCAUCAAUACUGCCCCGUUCGCGGUAACGCAGAACUUGUCGGACAGCUUGGCAAAGUCUACUCGAAGCACUUUUCUCGCGAAGUUGGCCUUCCGAAUUUGGCUGUGACUGACGGUGUCACGCAGGCGCUGAGCGCGACGUUCCAGGCGUUUCUCAAUCAUGGCGACGAGGUGGUGCUGAUCGAGCCGUACUAUGACGCGUACUACCAGGAUAUCUAUGUCACCGGCGGUAUUGUGAAGUACGCCUCCCUUCAGCCCUCGACGGAGUCUGCUGAUCAAUGGAAACUCACGCGCGAGUCUCUCCUCGCAGCGGUUAGCGAAAAGACCAAGUUUAUUCUCCUCAACACCCCGCAGAACAUUCCCGGUAAGGUAUGGGAAGAAGACGAGCUCCAGAUUAUUGCCGAGGUGGCAAAGGAAUUUGACGUGGUCGUCAUUGCCGAUGAGGUUUACAUGUACCUCACCUAUGGCAAGCCGCAUCUUUCGAUUGCGAAUCUGCCCGGAAUGUGGGAACGCACUAUUACCCUUUGCAGUGCCGGCAAGACCUUCUCCUGCACUGGAUGGAAGAUUGGCUGGGCUGUCGGCGAUGCCACGCUGAUCGCACCCAUUGCUCAAAUUGUGUCCUACCAGACAUUCUGCUGCUCCACUCCAUUUCAGAUCGCGUUGGCGAGAGCGAUGGCGAAGGCGGAAGGAAAUGGUUUCUACGAAAAAUUCCGUGGGGAGUAUGCUGCUCGCGUUGACGAGGUUUGCGAAAUGCUAGCUGCCAGCGGUUUGGCUCCGGUAAAGCCAAAGGGUGGCUUUUUCGUCCUAGCAGAUAUCUCGAAUGUGGAUCCGAAACACUACUACGACCCUGGAAAUACCUCACAAGCAAAGGAUUGGCAGUUCAGUCUUUGGCUCACAAAGACUAUCGGUGUCUGCUGCAUUCCUGUGACAGCCUUCUGUAAAAACGACAGUAGGCCACUCUACGAUAAUUACGUUCGUUUUGCGUGCUGCAAGCCUGAGAGCGAGCUCCACGCUGCUGCAGAGCGCCUCCAAAAGCUUCACGAUUACCUUCGUUGA